Messenger RNA from Aphis gossypii (cotton aphid), 3404 nucleotides. RefSeq lists its product as uncharacterized. NCBI's taxonomy places the organism in Eukaryota, Metazoa, Arthropoda, Insecta, Hemiptera, Aphididae. The record is from RefSeq and is a predicted model, not a curated record. The coding region runs from base 129 to 3284 and encodes 1051 amino acids. The transcript is spliced from 4 exons.
UGUCACCACAAAAAGUAGUGUUAAAUAUUCUAGCAUACAAGAGACAGGGGCGGAUCCAUAAGUUUUUCAAGGGGGAGCGCAUAUAAUAAAAAUUGAUCCAGUUUUUUAGACGAAAAAUAUACUGCAAAAUGCAGUUACUCUGUAUAUUGAUAUUUAUAGGAGUUGCUCAAUGUGAUGAUUCGACUAUAGCGCCAACUAAUUUUGAACAUUUGUGUGCACCAAAUGUUAUCGAAUUUGCAAUGUAUUACCAACUAUCAGUUCAAACAUCUUUUAUAACUUCGUGUGAAUGUAUGCUAUCAUCAAACUAUUAUAUACAAAGUGGAUUUAAUGAAAUUAAUCAGGGUUCAAAUGAUAUUGCAACAAAUUUAAUAACGACAUUUAAAAAUGGUAUUGGAAAUUCAAAAAAUAUGAUACAGGACUUGCAAACCGAUCUCGAUACAGAUAUGAAAGAGAAACUUAAUGCUGUAUUAUACAUGACAGCUAGCUAUUACCAAAAAAAGGUAAUUGUUAAAAAAACAGAAAUAACGUUAGGUGAAGUGACAGAUAUUAAACAAGCUCACACAAUUUUAACUGCAAGACGCUGUGAAAGAGAUUAUAAGUGCUUUGUGAAUGACAUUGCUAGGGUAAAAUCCCAAUAUAGUAGUGGACAGAGUAAUUCAAAUAAUAUCGAUAAAAAUCAAUGGGCUACUCUGGUGAAACAGUAUUACGAAGCAAGAGAAACUAUAAUUAAUAAAACGGAUGUGUAUACAUCAAUUAGAGAAGCGUUUUUGUUGGGCAGUGGAAUAAAUUUAUGUGAAGGAUCUUCAAAUUUUGAUCAAUCAAAACUGGGAAUAUACAAAACUGCUCAUUUAGGAGACUACUUUGGAAAAAAAGAUAAUAACCCGUGCACACUAUUGAAUCAGACGGCCACACAAAUGUAUUACAUUUAUAAGAGCUCAUUGACCGCUAUUUAUUUAAAUUCUGUGGUACAUUCAAAAUGUGAUUUAGCAUUGAGAUUUAUGAUAUGGGAACAUGUGAAUUUAGUUCGAGCGCACUUUGAACUCAUGUGUAAAAACAUAGACAUGUUCAUAAAAUCAACACAAACCGAAGCUGAAUCAACCUUCGGCACUGAUUCUGAAAAUUAUAAAAAAAUUAUGAAAGCCUUAUAUAUUUGUGUGAAUGAAAUGCUUAUAACGGCUGUUAAAUCUACCGAGAUAAGUUAUCGGCGAGGAUUGAACUUUAAUACUGAUAGAAACAUGAUUAAAUCUGAUUUCAAUCAAUACAAACCCGAACAUAUUAAUAAAUAUUAUUCAAAAAUUCUUGGGGUUAAUGCUAAUGUAGCUCGUUUUGAUUCACGUAUAAUUGAUCAAAAAACUUGUUCAUUACCAACAAAAGAGAUGUGUAUACCACAGAAAAUGUUCUCGUCAUUAUCAAAUAGAUUAAUUUUUCAAUCUUUUGUAUGCCAAUUUAAUUAUUUAAUUAUAACAAUAAAAACAACAGAGUAUGAUACAACAUCUGUGGAUUAUUGGGUGUUUGAAAAAAUUACACUAAUAAAAUUAAAAAACUCAAUCGUAUUUGCAAGAUGUUCAGCGACUGCAAACAAAAUUUUAAUUAUGAAUAGUGCAUUUUAUGCAUAUGAUUUAAUUAUCACGGAAAAUAAUACACCAUCUACUGAAAUUCAACAAAUUCUAGAUCAAAUUUCAUUAGAUGUAGUUGGAAUAUUAUGUAUACACUCAGAGGAGAUAAUUGUAAUAUCCGAUACUAUUGAUGUUUAUAUAGAUACAAAUAGUAACAAUAAAAAUGUCCCAGCAGUAGUAUAUAAACCUGGUUUUAAUGAAUACACAGGUCAAAAUCCCAAAGGCACUCCAUCACCGAAUAGUUCAGGAAACCCAACAUACCCGAACGGUUCAGGAAACCCAACAUCACCGAAUGGUUCAGGGAACCCAACAUCACCGAAUGGUUCAGGGAACCCAACAUCACCGAAUGGUUCAGGGAACCCAACAUCACCAAAUGGUUCAGGUACCCCAACAUACCCGAACGAUUCAGGUACCCCAACAUACCCGAACGGUUCAGGAAACCCAACAUCACCGAAUGGUUCAGGGAACCCAACAUCACCGAAUGGUUCAGGGAACCCAACAUCACCGAAUGGUUCAGGGAACCCAACAUCACCGAAUGGUUCAGGGAACCCAACAUCACCAAAUGGUUCAGGUACCCCAACAUACCCGAACGGUUCAGGUACCCCAACAUACCCGAACGGUUCAGGAAACCCAACAUCACCGAAUGGUUCAGGGAACCCAACAUCACCGAAUGGUUCAGGGAACCCAACAUCACCGAAUGGUUCAGGAAACCCAACAUACCCAGGAUCUACAACAUAUCCAGGAAGUAAUUAUGAAGAUAUAGAUUAUUCUUUUAUAACAUCUGGUAUACAAGUAACACAAUCUAUAGAGAAUUUCCAACUUUCUAUUGAGUGCAAAGUAGAAAAAAGUUUAACUUACGUUCAGGAAAAAGAACAAAACGAGUACACGAAAGUAGUAAUACAAUCAUUGAAAAUUAGUCAACAAAUUUAUCAGUGUAAUGUAGAAUAUUUAAAAAGUGUAGUUUCAGAUUCAAUACAAUUUAUAUCCAAGGAAAUAACUACUGAUAGUGACGAAUCUAUAUUUGCAUUUAUUAUACUAUACAAAGAUACACAAGAAAAAUUAGCAAUAUUAUCUUCGACGAUGGAAAUUCCAUUAAAGAGAACUGUUUAUUCGGUAGACACGACCGAAUAUCUCAAUGUGUCUCAAACUGUUGAUUACGGGGAUUAUAUACAAAGCUUUUAUGCAUAUUUUGAAGUAUGUUAUGAAGAAGUUUACAAUAAUCAAAAUGAUGCUGAAUUAUUUCUAAAGAAUAGUAUGACACAAUUUAAUGCAAUAUAUGAAAAGGUUGUCGAAGCAGUUCAAAGCGCACCGGAUGAUGCUUACAAAACAUUUUUAUUAAGCUAUUUACAAAAAACAUUAACUGUGUAUACAAAAACCUCCGAUUAUUUUAAAGAACAAAUUGUUCAAGCAAAGGAUAUUGUUUCUAAAGGUGGAGAUAUAAGCAAAUGUGCACUUUUUCAAGAAAUAAGACAACGGUCGGAAACUGUUAUUGUAAUUUACUCUGCCGUUUUAAUAAAGUGUUACCAAUAUGCCAAGGAUAGUAAAAUUGUUACAAUAAACAACUCUGAAUUUGACGUUAUCACUAUACAGACACAAGUAGUUAGUAGUUAUACCGAAAUCACUAAAACUUCUUCAACAAAAACAUUUGAAAUAGAAAUUUCAACAUGAGAAUUUUAACUAGUUACUGAGAUUUGAAAAAUUAGCAGUUUAAACUUGCAUUAUAAAUUAUAUUAUAGAAAUAUAUCAUUAUAAACAUUUUAAAGGAAAUAAAGUAUACUUAAGAAUUUA